This is a messenger RNA of Hippocampus zosterae (dwarf seahorse), 2817 nucleotides long. RefSeq names its product phosphatidic acid phosphatase type 2D (gene ppap2d). Gene Ontology annotation, biological process: phospholipid metabolic process; phospholipid dephosphorylation; signal transduction. Gene Ontology annotation, molecular function: phosphatidate phosphatase activity. The transcript has 6 exons. The record is from RefSeq and is a predicted model, not a curated record. Bases 313 to 1290 code for a protein of 325 amino acids. NCBI's taxonomy places the organism in Eukaryota, Metazoa, Chordata, Actinopteri, Syngnathiformes, Syngnathidae.
CUAACAUAAGUGCGUUUCGGGAGGACGGUUUGAGAGGUUGUGGAUGAGAACGAGGCGUAGUGUACUUCGCUAACCCGCCCACUUCCAGCUCACUUCACCGGCUCGGUUGGGUACCGGAUGCCCCAGCACAAGCACCGACGAGCGGCUUGCUUUCCCGGAAUCACGCUGUCAACUUUUCGUUCAAAGACAUGGAUUUCUGGCACCGGCGAACGGAUUGAAAAACUUUUGACACUUCUCACCGGACUUUGAUCUGCUCCCAAUAAGCCAUUUGAGCGAGUUUUUUUUUUUUGGAGCGCGUUACGUGAGGGGGAUAUGCAGAAGUUUAAUGCCCACGGGAGCAGCACGCUGCCCCGACUAGCUGACAGUGACGGGGACGGAGAGGGGAAGGAGAACGGUGCUGGGAAGCAUUUCCUCAGCAAGCCCGUGGAGGAGGAGGAGGAAGACAGCUCCAUCUGCACCAAAAGGAAGAUGCUCGUCGGCUUGGAUGUAAUAUGUUUGUGUGUCGCCUCCAUCCCAUUCUUUGCGUGCGAGCUGAAGGCAGUGACGCCGUACAGACGAGGUUUCUUCUGCGGGGACACCAGCAUAACGUAUCCCUACGUGGAGAGAGAGGCUAUCCCAGAUGGCCUGCUCAUCGCUGGUGGAAUAGCCAUCACCGGCCUCACGAUCGCACUUGGCGAAUGUUACCGGGUGCGUUUCCGAGGCAUACGCUCAAAGUCGUUUGUCGGCAACCGCUAUGUGUCAUGCCUGUACAAAGAGCUGGGGAGCUUCCUCUUUGGUUGCUGCGUGGGUCAGUCGCUCACCAACAUGGCCAAGCUAAGCGUGGGACGCCUGCGACCUAACUUCCUGUCUGUCUGUAAUAUCACUUACGCGUCCAUCAACUGCGCGCCGGGCAGCUACGUGUCCCAGGUGACCUGCCGGCAGCCCAACCACAAGAUGGUCGAGGAGGCGAGGAAGUCCUUUUUUUCGGGCCAUGCGUCCUUCGCCAUGUACACCAUGCUCUAUCUGGCAUUUUACCUGCAGGCUCGCUUGUCAUGGCGGGGAGCUCGACUGCUGCGCCCGCUCUUACAGUUCAUCUUGGUGAUGAUCGCCAUCUACACCGGGCUGAGCCGCAUCUCGGAUUACCGCCACCACCCAACUGACGUCCUCACGGGCUUUAUCCAAGGAGGACUCACUGCAUACUGGGUGGCCUUCUACAUCUCCUCCAUGUUUAAGCCUUGCACCCGUCCGGACCUGUCUCCCACUAGAAUGUCCUCGGAAAGUCCUCUUUCUAGCCAGCAGACUAUGUGUUAACCACGUGAUGGCUCCCGAGAGAGACACGACCAAUGUCAUCGAGCAUCUGCGAGAAGCUGGGAGAGGAACGUUUCUUUUUUGCUCAAGAAAGGGAAACAUUCCGAAAAGAUGAACGAUGUUGACGGAGUACAAUCUAACACACUGACACACUCACACAAUCAGUCAAACGGCAGCGAUGUGACCUGCUCGCACUCGUGAAACACAAGAAGCACAUGACUUAAAAGUCAAACCCGUCCAGUGAGAAUUGUGUAGUGAUUUUAAAAAAAAAAUAUUCAAAUAAGAGUUUUUUUAAAGUAUAUUUUUCCAGAUGAUUAUUAGAAGCUGCUAAUAUAGGUAGUUAAUCAGUUGUUUUAGUCUGUGGCGGAGGUCAAGUGCGCUCAGUCAGCCAUUCAAGCCGAGCUUUGGAAGCUUUGCAGUCUCUUCCUCAAAGAUUGUGCUCGGCUGCUGUGAAAUGAUGCCACGAGGCCUCAGAUGUAAAGAGACACUAAACACUAGCUGAUGAGAAACAAGCACUGGCCUUGAAGUCUUUUUAAUUUUUUUUUAACUUGUCUGAUUCUCCACUACAGGCUGCCCCACCCACUAAAUGACCACACUAACUAAAAAUGAUAUACUGUAUAUUGUUUUAUGUACUAACCACUUUGUGUCUCCGAGGCGGAGGUUUGACUGAAUUUCCGCAACUUUUGCAUCCAGACUCGGCCUCUGAGCUGCACCUUGAUUUGUGUGAAUUUAUUAGGAGCACUUGAACGUACAUAACAGAACCUUAUAAUUAUUAUAAUCCAUGUUCUCCAUUUUAUGACAAGUAAAAAUGUUUAUGUCAGGCUCACUUUAGUUUGUAUGAAGAUGUUUUAGGGCCACAUUGAAAGUGAGCGAUAUACUACUAGUAUUACAACAAAAAAAACCCCUAAAAAGUAAGAAUUUGAAAAAUAAAGUUUUGUAACAUUACAAGUUUGAACAUAUUGUACUUGUGUAUAGCUGAGGACUGCUGAGGAUGUCAAGUUACACUUGAAAAGAGGUUUCAGAAUGAAAUGUUUUGGCACAUUACGACCACGACCACUUUAUUCCUGAAAAUUAAGUUAUUUUUCUUUAAAAGAAAAAAAAAGGAAGUUUUUUUUUUCUUUUUGUUGUAAGAGUAUAAAACUUUGUUCUUGUAAAUUUUCUUCGUCCCCCUUUUCAUUGUGGCCUUAAGAGACUCAUUUGUGGUUUUGCCUUUUGGUUCUCCUGUGAAAUGUUAAUUAUUCCGAUUGAUUGUAAAUAGUCGGUGUCAUUUUAUAAACCACACAAUUUCACAAGUGUUAAUUUGUGUGACAAUGUCGUUUCCUUGACAUGUAUGUACAUUGAUCAGGUACGGAGAUAUUUGUGUGUUGUAACAACUAGACUGAGCCAUAGAUUAUCAGAAAGCUAUUGUUAUUAUUAUUGUGUGCCCACAUAUCCGCGUUUGUUUUCGUCUGUGAAGCCCAGAAAGGCACAAAUAACCACUGUACUCUGAAAAAGAAACCAAACCAAUAAAAUGAAUGUUGAACACGUUGA